This is a messenger RNA of Peromyscus maniculatus bairdii (prairie deer mouse), 1656 nucleotides long. RefSeq names its product olfactory receptor 2B2-like. The record is from RefSeq and is a predicted model, not a curated record. Gene Ontology annotation, cellular component: membrane. Gene Ontology annotation, biological process: G protein-coupled receptor signaling pathway. Lineage: Eukaryota; Metazoa; Chordata; Mammalia; Rodentia; Cricetidae. Gene Ontology annotation, molecular function: olfactory receptor activity; G protein-coupled receptor activity.
AGGACUAGUAUAUGGAAAUGGCAUUAUAUUUGUGCCUUUUGAGUUAAUUCUGUUUGAAUGUCAGGAGUUUUGGAAGUCAAAACUAAUUUUUCUGUCUCUCAUGCUUAAAUCAGAGGGACCCCGAGGCUGUACCAUUUAACAUGAGUCUGGUGAAUGAGAGCAUCUCAGAGGAAUUCAUUCUCUUGGGGUUUUCAGAUCGGCCAUGGCUGGAGCUGCCAUUCUUUGUGGUGUUUCUAGUGUCCUAUAUCUUGACCAUCUUUGGGAAUAUGAUGAUCAUUCUUGUGUCCCGCCUGGAUGCCAAACUCCACACCCCCAUGUACUUUUUCCUCACUAACCUGUCCCUGCUGGACCUGUGCUACACCACAAGCACAGUCCCACAGAUGCUCAUCAACAUAUGCAGCACCCGGAAGGUCAUCAGCUAUGGUGGCUGCGUGGCCCAGCUUUUCAUUUUCCUGGCCUUGGGUUGCACUGAAUGUUUUCUCCUGGGUGUCAUGUCCUUUGACAGGUUUGUAGCCAUCUGUCGGCCUCUCCAUUACUCAGUCAUCAUGCACCACAGGCGCUGCCUCCAGUUGGCAGCUGCAUGUUGGAUCAGUGGCUUCAGCAACUCAGUAUUGCAGUCUACGUGGACUCUUCGGAUGCCACGGUGUGGUCACAAGAAAGUGGAUCAUUUCCUUUGUGAGAUCCCUGCCCUGCUCAAAUUGUCCUGUGUGGAUACCACAGCAAUUGAGGCUGAGCUAUUUUUUGUAGGUUUUGUUUUCCUUUUAAUACCUGUGACUCUCAUCCUCAUCUCAUAUACUUUCAUUGUCCAAGCAGUGUUGAGAAUAAGGUCAGCUGAAGGUCGGCGAAAGGCAUUUGGGACAUGUGGCUCCCACCUAAUUGUGGUGGUACUCUUUUAUGGUACUGCCAUCUACAUGUAUCUGCAGCCUCCUUCCCCUGCCUCCAAGGACCGGGGGAAAAUGGUGUCCCUCUUUUAUGGGAUCAUCACACCCAUGCUGAACCCCCUCAUCUAUACCCUUAGGAACAAAGAGGUAAAGGGAGCAUUUAAGAGGUUGAUAACAAGGGUCUUCUUGGUCAGAAAAUAAGGAAUACCAAUGAUAGCCCUAUUAAUAUAAGCUCUUACAGCUUGAUGAAUCAUACUAUUUUUUUUCUUAUGGCACUAUUAUGAUGAUCCUGUGAAAAUAAAAUCUUGAAGCCAGAAACCCAUAUUCGUGUUCUGCUGCCUAAAUAUAUCCAUUUCACAAGCUGUGAGAGUGACCUUUUAUGAUCUUCCAAAACUGCUAACCUUAUAAGCUUCACACUUUCAGGUUUUACUGCCUUUUUGUUCUUGGUGAGGUUUCUUAGACAUCUCAGGGUCUGAAGUACAUGUUUGUGGAUCUUUUCCCCAAUAAUACAUUUUAAUUACAUGAAUAUCUCAUCCACAUGCAAAGAUCAGAACUCUACUCUUCUUUUCUGACAUGUGUUGAGCUAGUAAAAUUCUGUAAAAACUGUCUAUGGCUUCUGCUCCCUAAUCAGAAGUACACACUUAGGUGGCCUAGAGUGAAAUUUCACACUCUUUAAGAAACACUAUACUAAAAAAAUACAAUGAAAAUUUUUGGCAGUUCUAAUCAAAUCUUCAAUUCUUCUUAUUUUUAUACUUUCUACUUCUCUUAAUGUCUU